AUGGUCGCAGAGGGCGCUGCUCGCGUCCUGCUCGAGUUCGUCGUGCCGCACAACGCCUACACCUACCAGACGUGCUCCGGAGGUGGCGCCCCCGGAGGCGGGACGCCGCACUGCAACAAGAUAGGAUUCGUCUCGCUACAGGUGGACCCGCCAGACAGAAACACGAUCACCGUCAUCGUCGGCGACAGUCUUACCUCCGAUAACUUCCUCGCACCGAACGUCACAUUCAGUGCCAAUCUAGAGCGAGUGUUCUUCGACUUUGGCAUCGUGCGAAAUGUGGAGGACGGCGUGCUGAACGCUGCCGAUACGAUUCUCAUCAAGAUACCGAUCCUGAUCAGACAGGGUUAUAACCGCGUCGGUCAAGUGCUGCCUUUCCGCUCCAUCGCUAACCAGACGCUGCUGCCACUACCUACGUCCGUCAUCGCCGACCUCACCUUGCUCGUCAUCGGACCCGACCUGAGCAUCUACACGCAGGCGCAGCCGCUUAGCGACAUCGAGGCGGGCACGGUCGUCAACUUCACGACAACUUUCUUCCAUUCGACGGCCUCUACCGAGAACAUCGUGCAACUCCAGGUUUGGGCGAAAACGCAAGACGCUGGUAUGCGCAUGCUACCCGAAGUCAUCUACUUCUUCUCUGGAAGCCAAGACAUGCCUUACAGAGUGACCGCUGCUGAACUAGAGAGCGGUAUCAAAAUAGGCUUCCUGAACCAGACCGACUGGAUGCGGCUGUUGUUUCAGGUGCGUGCCACGAAUUCCCUGCUCAUUAAUUCCCAUCCCGCCGUGCGGAUCGAUGCUAGCUUCAGCGGUGAACGGGAGAGGAAGAUAUCGAAAUCUUAUACGACGGUGUCAACGAGAACGGUUGCUGCCAAAAACCUUCUCUACCGUUCAGACAUCGGGUUCCGCACAGGGAUCCGCGUGGACGAGCCUGUCACUAUCACCCUGACCAUGAACAUGCCCUUGGGCACGCUGAACGACCUCAGCAUCAGAGCAGAGUUUAAGUCUAGCGACUUUGAUGAGAUACCGAUCGUCAUGAUCAACAGCGAGGUGCAGUCGUCUGCCAGCAUUCACUUUGGCCCCGAUGCUGCUAACUCGACUGGCUUCUCUGUCCGCGCAAUGCCAAAGCCGUCCAGUUUGUCACGGCGGGAUGUUACAGAGAGCGUGGCCAACCAUGGAUGCCCGCGGUGUGAUAACUCGGUGAAGCAGGAGGCGACGGAGCAUCGCAUCAAGAAGAGGCAGAUCCAGUCUAGUCUAUAUAUUGUCCGCUGGAUCGGAGACGUUCUCAAUCCGUCACUAGGUGGCACCAGUUAUGACGCAUUUAAUAUCACAUUGCAGUUCAUAGUUCCAGCCUCGGAUGCUGUCCGGCACGGUCAGCUACUCAGCUUCAUGCCCACCAUGGUGUUUAGCGGACGACCGUUCGACUUUGGCCGCCAUACUUUCAUGAUAGUCGAGCCGCGGUUGGAAAUCAUUAAAACAAUGCAGUACACCGAUGAUUCACUUCCCAACGAGAUUUACAUGAACGUAUUGGUGAGUCACCAGGAGGAGUCGUCCGCCCCGGCUUUCGACAUCUACGUGCAGGAUAACUACAGGGGCAUGCGCAUCAAAAACUACACCAUGUACAUGCCAGAUGGCAGCACUGGCAACCUAACUGUCGAAGCGGACUCGUUCGACUUCUUCGUCGACACUCUCGCAGUUGGAAAGAGCCUGCUGCUCUCCUAUUUGGCUUCUCCGCAGGAGGCAUUGAACCAGGAGACGGCCGCCAAUAGAAGUUACAACUUUAACGCAUCCAUGCUUUAUCGCAGCAUUCGGCCCAGCGAAGCACUCAGCCCAGAGUUUCCGGGACGAAAGUAUGGACCUGUGGAAACGACAGUAUGCGUAGAGACCAGGCAUGAGUCUGUCAAACAGCUUCAGCUACAGCACGGCUACACGGUGCUGGCUGUCAUCAUGGCCAUACUGCUGGGCUUCAUCGUUAGUUUGCUCUUCAUGUACGUGGUGAGUCGAUCUGACACAUGCCGACGCUGCCUGCAGGGGCGAUGUCGGCAACACCAACGCAGGGUGCAACCAUCUGACGUUGCACAGGAUGACGAACAGACAGAUAUGUUGGCAGGAGAGCCACAAGUUUCGAAUCUGACAAUCAAUAGUGUCGUGGAUCCAGAAGAGAGUAUCGAGCCACUACUAGGGCUGGGUGACAGGUUGCAGAAACAGAAGGACCUCGAUUCAUUGGAUAUCGCCUGUAGUAAGCAGCGGGACAUCGUACUGGAGGAGCAGCGAACCCAGGCUGUGCUAGAUGCGACUAACAUAAUGAUUGGAAACAUGCAAGCACGCGGGGAGGUAUCGCCUAGCGUAGCCGCCAGGUGUAUGGCAGCGUUUCAGGAGUACUGGCAGCUAAGUCAGGAUAGGUUGAGAGCGCAGCAUCAGCAACAGAUGAGUGCCACGCUCGUUGACAACAACCGCAGCAGCAAGGCAGCUCAAGAUGAGAUGACGUCACGACAUGAACAAGAACGACUUGAUUUAACGUCUAAACUGGACUCACUCGUAAUAGGCGAUGAGGAAAAAACAGAGCUGGUCGAUCUGCAGCAGCAGCAGCACGAGGCAGAGCGGAGAGAGCUUCAGUACAAUCUCCUACUGCAGCAGGAGCAGGCACUGCAGCAACUCUGCCAGGUUCUCUGA
This is a messenger RNA of Priapulus caudatus, 2667 nucleotides long. RefSeq lists its product as uncharacterized. NCBI's taxonomy places the organism in Eukaryota, Metazoa, Priapulida, Priapulimorpha, Priapulimorphida, Priapulidae. The transcript is spliced from 20 exons. Gene Ontology annotation, biological process: smoothened signaling pathway. The record is from RefSeq and is a predicted model, not a curated record. Gene Ontology annotation, cellular component: ciliary membrane; plasma membrane protein complex. The coding region runs from base 1 to 2667 and encodes 888 amino acids.